GUAAAGAGAUUGUGGUUUCAGAUUACAGAUUUAUUGUGAUCACUAGGCGUUAACGGGAGGUGGUAUAUGACUGUAUUAUGGUUUGGCAAGAGCCUGUGUAAGCCUAUGCCUCCUGCCCCAUGGUUAGCAGUUAGAAGCCCCGUACCCGCAACAAGAAAUUAGUGUGAACAAUUUUGCUGGAAAUGGAUAUGGAGAAAGACAGCGAGUUAGCUCACUGUCCCUUCCCACUUGCACAUGUGACGCUCAGUGUCAUGCGCAUCAACCAUGUCGACUGACCUACAUAUGACAGGCGCCCUGCACUCGAGAGGUGUGACUUCAUUACGGAUACAAUAAGUGAAAGAUAAGGAUGGAAGACUUUGACUUCCCCCCGGUGCCAUCAUCUCCACCCAGCAGUCCAAAUCCUCCACCUUCCGAUGAGCCUGACUUAGAGUGGUGUUUGCAAAGAAUGCAUGAUGUUGCUUUAAUAUAUGUCGACGACGACCAGGAGGAAGCUUUUAACAUAUUGACCGAAAUGACUAAGGGGACAAAGCUUGAUGUCCGUCUGCAGACAGACGAGGUUUUUGGCGGAAGUAUUGUUGAGAGACCUUGGAUAAUUGCCAAACUAUGCUGGCUUGUGUUAGUAGUUCAAACACAUCGUACAACCAACGACAUGGUAGCAAAAUUCACUAGAGACGAACUAAUUGCGAAAAUUCGUGUCACAGAGGCCAAGGAUUAUAUUCGCCCCCUUUGCACUGAAAAAGGACUUCCAAACUUAUCAGGUCUGGCAUCUAUUGAAUCAUUACUUUGGGUUCCAUCAGCCAAAACGAGAACGAAGACAAAGAUUGAGGACUAUAUUGAAUGGCAAAAGAAACAGGAUGUAAAACGGCGCAUCGAAAAUUUGAAACUUGAAGCUCCGGUGAAACUCUGUGACCCGACAACCAAACGCCUCUCUCCCGAUUUACAGGAAUAUGAUAUGAGAGGCGGUCAAAAAGGGCUACUGUUUAUCAUCAACAACUACGAAUUUACAGAAAGAUUUUCCAGAAGAGAUGGCAGUUGUAAAGACGCAGAGUCUCUGAAAACAUUGUUUGAGCAGUUUGGAUUUAAAGUUGAAACGGAGAACAAUCUGACAGCUCAGGGCAUGAGGGAUGCAUUUGAGAAACAUGUCAAAGAAUUUGAGCAGAGUGACUAUUGCUGCUUCGCUACUGCCAUUUUAUCACAUGGCAAAAAUGGUGGCGUAUUCGGCACAGAUGCCAACUUCGUGUCUUUCAAGGAAAUUAAGGAUAUGUUUAUGGAAAAACGCUGGAUACAUCAUAUAAACAAACCAAAGUUGUUCUUUAUUCAAGCUUGUCAGCAAGGUCCUACUUUGUUCGCUGAGAUCAAUGUCAAUCCUCGCAAAUCGGCCCGGGAAGCACAUUAUUACUGGGCCUCAGCAACCGUACCUGGUUACGUGGCGCUGAGGGAUGAAGAAGAUGGAUCGUAUUUCAUUCAAUGCCUUGUGGAUGUAUUCAAAAAGUAUGCCCAUAAAUACCCUUUGGGACAAUUGAUGACUAAAGUUAGGUGCGACGUUUCGCGCAUCACAUCGCUCAGAGACGAAGAAAGCAGAGUUCAAGUCACUCAUUCAAACGAAACCUUAGAAAAGGAGCUGUUCUUCUAUCCAGGGAUCACAGGACAUAUCUGAACUCAAACUGUAUACAAAUAAGUUUAGAGAUUGAACUUUAGCAUAUAAACCUAAUUGCUUCCUGAAUUCAAGCACACAUUGACCUUGUGGCCACGUAUAGAUUGUCAUUUCACGUCAGACAAAACAUGUCAAAUGAUCUGUGAGAUAAGAUAUUAACUCAUUAUCAUCAGAAACAGAGACAAAAAUAAAGAAGCACAAAGAGACUGAAAGCAGAAAGGCAGCAGUUUCAUAUAUUGGCUGGUUCGCUCACAUUAAUGUUUUAACGGGGAGAAAGGUUACAGGCUUUUCUCAUGGUAACCAUAUGGGGAAUGGGGCCCGGGUCUUCAGGAUGACGAGGUAAUGCUUUAACCAGUCUGUCCUACUACUCAACUCCAUUGUGUGAACACUAUUGCAUCAUAGCUGCAGUGCAUUAAAGUUUAAAACGUA
Haliotis rufescens (red abalone) is the source of this 2083-nucleotide messenger RNA. RefSeq names its product caspase-3-like. Gene Ontology annotation, biological process: proteolysis. The transcript is spliced from 8 exons. Bases 347 to 1657 code for a protein of 436 amino acids. Gene Ontology annotation, molecular function: cysteine-type endopeptidase activity. The record is from RefSeq and is a predicted model, not a curated record. NCBI's taxonomy places the organism in Eukaryota, Metazoa, Mollusca, Gastropoda, Lepetellida, Haliotidae.